AUGGGAGAUUCACCAAAUAUUAAGGCUGGAAAACAAGAUCCAGUUCUUAAGCAGGCAGAGCUAGAUUAUAUAAAAAUAAUUGAACAAAAGAAUCGCGAACGUGUUGAAAAACUACAAAGAAUUACUCGAAGAAAUAGAUUGACGGGUUUGGGUAUUGGUGCCGGAGUGUUUGGUAUUUAUAUGUAUUCCAUCCUCGCGGUGAAGCAGGAAACGUUCCUCGACGACUUCGAAGAACCAGCUAAGGUGCAACAAUAA
This is a messenger RNA of Danaus plexippus (monarch butterfly), 255 nucleotides long. It is a transcript of the gene Ccdc56, whose product is annotated as cytochrome c oxidase assembly factor 3, mitochondrial. The coding region runs from base 1 to 255 and encodes 84 amino acids. The record is from RefSeq and is a predicted model, not a curated record. Gene Ontology annotation, biological process: mitochondrial respiratory chain complex IV assembly. NCBI's taxonomy places the organism in Eukaryota, Metazoa, Arthropoda, Insecta, Lepidoptera, Nymphalidae. Gene Ontology annotation, cellular component: mitochondrial inner membrane. The transcript has a single exon.